Molecule: messenger RNA, 1006 nt
Organism: Paramecium pentaurelia
Lineage: Eukaryota; Ciliophora; Oligohymenophorea; Peniculida; Parameciidae
Source: the annotation of a GenBank genome assembly
UAUGAUUACCAUUCUUAAUAAGGCUGUGAAUUUUUAUACAAAAAAUAAAAGAAGAAUAGAUCCUCAUAUUACAAUUCUAGGACUCUACUUAACAACCAAAUUCUUAUUCAAAAAGACAAAACACAUUCUAUCAACUUUAAUGCUUUCAUAAGUUGAUAUUACUAAUAAAUAUGGCAAAGGAUCAUAUGCUUUAAUCACAGGUGGAGCUGGUGGAAUUGGAAAAGAAUUUGCUAUUGAUUUAGCAAAUAAGGGAUUUAACUUAAUUAUAGUAGAUUUCAAUCAAGUCAAUUUGGAAUCUGUUUAAUAAGAAAUCCUAAAAAUAAAUAAUAAUCUUAUGGUUAAGACAAUACUAUUGGACUUUAGUUAAGGCAAUAAUCCUGACUUUUUUAAGAAAUUUCAAUAAGAAGUAUAAUACUAUUUUUAUUUUAGAUAUCAAAUUUAGAUAUCUCCAUUUUAAUUAAUAAUGUAGGAACAAUCAAAGGAGCCACUGGUAUUUUUGAUAGAUAACCUCUUUAAAAUAUUAUAGAAGGGUUUAAUAUUAAUUUUGUUACUGCAAUUAUGCUCACUCAUGCAGUCAUCAAUUAAAUGAAUUUGAGAGAUAAAUAUUAAUCAUUAAUAAUAAAUCUAAGUUCUGCAUCAUCUAAUUUUCCUUUACCUCAUUAUUUUGGAUAUGGAUCAUCAAAAGUAAAUACUUUAUAAUUAUUUUUUAGAAUGGUAUGGCUAACUUUUUUGAUGCUUUAGCCUUAGAAAAUAAAGAUAAUUAAAAAAUUGAUAUAUUAACAAUAAAACCAUACUUUGUGAGUACUGCAUUGAUUAAUUAUAGAAAAGGUUUAUUUAUUAUAUCUCCUCAAUAAUUAGUACAAUAGACUUGGAAAUAUGUUGGUAGAACUACAGAAGUUAUUCCAAACAUAAGUCAUCAAUUAUAAUAUUAUUUUGAUUCAUCAAUACCUAUUUGGCUAUUGAACAAAAUUAAUCAAUUUUAAAGAAGACCAUAAAAGAAAUGAUU